AUGGGGAACGAUGGAGGCUCCAUUCCGUCCAGGAAGCUUAUUGUGAACUUCUAUGCUUCGGACAAAGCGAAGGAAAAAGGCAAACCAUUUAACGCCUUUGCUGUUUGCGCCUUAUCCAAUGAAAAACUAAACCGUCCUGUUGUUUCAGACUACAGAGGCCAGCUAUUUAACAAGGACACGCUUCUUGAAUUUCUUCUCAAUAAGGAGUAUCUCAAGAAUGAGAAGCUUGGCCAUAUUACGUCCCUCAAAGACGUCGUGGAGCUCAAUAUCAAACUGGAUGAAAAUAAAUUGAAAUGCGAACUUACUUCUUCAGAGUACGACAUCAUGUCCAAUGUACUGCCCAAGUUUGCAUAUGUGGUACCCUGUGGAUGUGUGAUGCUAAAGAAUAAUUUGCUUUCUCUUCUAUCUUCUACAAAGCCUGGAGAAUACGCUACAACACGAUGUCCAAUUUGCAAUACCGAGUUUUUUAGUCGCGACGUGAUCGAAAUAGAACCAGACGAGGAUGAAUUACGUGUUCUGGAAAAACGGAUGAAGUUGCUCGAGACAGAGGGGCUACACCACUCGCUCAAAGCCCGAAAGAAACGAAAGUCUGUGUCCGGGGAGAAAAGCGCUAAAAGAAGCAAGAUUAAAAGCGCAAAGCCUUGA
Molecule: messenger RNA, 645 nt
Organism: Ogataea parapolymorpha DL-1
Lineage: Eukaryota; Fungi; Ascomycota; Pichiomycetes; Pichiales; Pichiaceae
Product: replication termination factor Rtf2
Exons: 2
Coding region: 1-645 (214 amino acids)
Biological process (GO): mitotic DNA replication termination; site-specific DNA replication termination at RTS1 barrier
Cellular component (GO): nucleus
Source: RefSeq, a predicted model, not a curated record